AUGCAAACAGUUUUUUCUAGGUUGAACAGUGAGUUUGAGCGAAGUUCAAGUUUACCACCAUUAUUGGUAGAUGCAGACAAAAAGAAAUUAGUGAUCGUUCCUGGUUUGCCAAAGACUUUCGCUGGUGCAGUAAAUGUACGUCCAAAAGUAUGCGCAGUUUGUGGAGACAAAGCUACUGGUUAUCACUACGAUGCUCCUUCGUGCAACGGCUGUAAAUCUUUUUUCAAGCGAACAGUUUUGCAGGGAAGAAGUUACGAAUGCAAAAAUGAUAAGCAGUGUGCACUUUUAAAAGAAAAACGACGCUUGUGUCGUGCUUGUCGUUUUGGGCGUUGCCUAGCUGCCGGUAUGAAUCCAUUACUCGUACAGAUUUCGUCUGACGACAGAAAAAAUCUGAAGAACCUGACAAAAAGUUUAAAAAGAAACGCUAAGAGUACUGUUUCUCCGGUGGAAGUUUCUGUAGUAGAGUAUGAAACCUUAAAAAGCAUUAGCGAUCUUCUGAAAACAGAGUCAAAGCUACACUUUUUAUGGACUUCUUCUCUUUGUAUGGAAACUGAAGAAGUUACACUUGCUGAAUUACUUCGGUCUUCUAACUUAAUAGAUGAUGUUUCACGAUAUCAGGCUGUUAAAGACUGGGCAGCUGAAAGGUCUCAUCUGAACAAAGCCACCUCUAUCGACCGUAUUAAAGCAAAGCGACCUGUUAAAUACAAGGAGUGGUUGUUUUGCAACACAAUCUUAUCUGUUGAGUUUGCCAAAACAUUCUCCUUCUUCGCUGAAUUAUCACUUCGAGAUAAGGCUCGUUGUUGGGUGUUGGAGAAAACAAUUACGUUGGUAAGGGGCACCUCAGCAAUAGAAUGCAUGCUUUUCGUUUCGUUUAAUUCUCUGAAGAAGAACGUAGACACACAUAUUUUUCCAGAUGGAACGAUGACUGUAUGGCUGAACCCGCCUCGUUUGCUGCGCUACGUGAUUGCAAAAAAUAUGGAAAUUUUAAUUCGAAGUCAGCUGGAUGACACAGAAUAUGCACUUUUGCGAGUACUUGCGCUUGCAAACGAUGCUUUGGAAUGCUUGAGCAUGGAAGCUCGAACAAAGUUAAGACGAAAGAAGGAAAAAUAUGCUAAACUACUUUUUGAUUACCUGAUGAAAAAAUAUGAUACCGCUGAGGGGCUGCAAAAAUUUACAAGUCUUCUUGGUGCUAUAAACAGCUAUAUAGAAUUGGCAGCUAAGGGCAAGGAAUUCCAGUUGUUGGCUUCAGCAGUGAAAGACCCGGUUUACUCAACACAUCACUUUAAACUCAUCGAUGAAAUAGUCGAAUCUUAG
Molecule: messenger RNA, 1314 nt
Organism: Enterobius vermicularis (human pinworm)
Lineage: Eukaryota; Metazoa; Nematoda; Chromadorea; Rhabditida; Oxyuridae
Source: the annotation of a GenBank genome assembly